Molecule: messenger RNA, 2160 nt
Organism: Penicillium malachiteum
Lineage: Eukaryota; Fungi; Ascomycota; Eurotiomycetes; Eurotiales; Aspergillaceae
Exons: 4
Coding region: 1-2160 (719 amino acids)
Biological process (GO): carbohydrate metabolic process
Source: RefSeq, a predicted model, not a curated record
AUGGCUGCGUGCAAGUUUCUGUGGGGUGUGUUGUUUGCAAUCCUCCCUGCAUAUACCGUCUCUGGUGCCGCUGUCUCCAACUCCAAGUCACACGAAAGAGAUCUUCAGAAUAAUAGCUGGCACAGAUAUAUUCGAUCGCCAAGUAGUGACCUCGUCAAGCCUCAAAGCAUUCCCUCCGCCAACAUCACUGGAAAUGUUACCAAUCCCAAUGGGUUGUUGACUGCUGAUAGUCCACCUACAAUUUUGACUCGCAAGGAAGAAGAUACCGAUAUUCCUUCUCUUGUCAUUGAUUUCGGUCAGAAUGUUGUUGGCAUCGUUUCAAUCAACUUCGCUGGGUCAUACAAUUCAUCCGAAGGAUUUCCAGGACUGAAGCUGGCCUUCUCGGAGACUCAGCAAUAUCUGACCAAUGUCAGUGACUUUACUAGAUCUGAUAACAUGGGUGCAGGCCAAAAACUUACAAAUGGAACUGACCAGGUAAGAGGAUAUACCGAAACUCCUGGGAAAACAUGCUCACUCGUAUGCUCAGACGGUCUUCAUGGUUUCCGCUACAUGAGAAUUUGGCUCGACGCUGUUGAAGGCGACGCUCCUUAUACUCAAGCAUAUGGAGCCGUGUCAAUAUCGAGCAUUGAACUAAAAUGGUCUGCAUACCUGGGAACGCCUGAUACUUACACCGGAUGGUUUGAAUGUUCCGACGAGGAUCUCACUCAAUGGUGGUAUGAUAGUGUCUACACCACCGACAUGGAUACCUAUACAUUCCUUGCCAAUGAAACAGAUCCUCGAAACUCAGCAUCGCCCACUCUGCAAGGGAAGGAGGUUAUCUUUGAUGGUGCUAAGCGAGAUAGAGAUCCCUAUGUGGGUGACCUGGUUGUGGCAGCUCUCACCUCAUACCUAUCGCACGAUAAUCCGGAUGCAACUCGCAAUAUUCUCGCUGAUUUGGCUGAUCAUCAACGUUCGGAUGGGUGGAUACCACCUGCCAGCAUAAACAACUACACGCUUGAUUUAUAUGACUAUCCUAUGUGGUGGGUCAUAUGCACAGCAGAUCUAGUUAUGUACACUGGCGAUACAGACUUUGCUACCAAGUAUUACGACGUGAUGAAAAAGACACUCGACAAUUACUACGGGCAAACCCUCACGUCAAACGGUGGCCUUCUCAACAAGACAAACGGGUACGGUGACUACGCUUUUCUUCCUCGAUCGGGCGUCAUUACCUAUUAUAAUGCGCUGUACAUUCACGCCCUUCAAUCAGCAGCUCAGCUCGCCAAUAUUCUCAACCACCCCGAAGACAGUCGCAUCUGGACCUCUCGAGCGUCCGCAGUCAGUGACAAGCUCCUCGCCCGCAACUGGGAUUCUGCUGUUGGGGCAUUCUUUGAUGGAGGUCCAUGCCCCAACGAUGCAGCAGAUACAAUCUGCAACGUCCAUGCACAAGAUGGAAAUGGCCUAGCAGUAUUAUCUGGAUCGGUCAAUUCCUCUUUAGCCAACAGUGCCCUCGACUACUACGGUAACGCUGCAUCUCGGCCUUACGGAAACGCCUUCUACGAUAAUGACCUUCUAUCAGAAGGGUUUUCCGAGCGCGUAUAUGCAUUUAUCUCAUACUUUGAGCUUGCAGCACGCUUUGCCAUACCAGGAGCAUCGGGCUCAGCUAUCGAGGAAAUCAAAAGAUUGUACGGCUGGAUGUCUACUCACGAUCCGGAGGUGACAUUCUGGGAAGGAAUCGGUGCCAACGGAUCACCUUACGAGGAAGGAUUCACUUCCAUGGCUCAUGGGUGGUCUACAGGUAUCGUUCCACUUAUGAGUAAUUAUAUGCUUGGCGUAAGGCCCACCGGUCCUGGAUUUAAGACCUGGCAAAUUUGUCCUGUUGUUGAUGCAGGUGAUCUUACUUGGGCUCGCGGAGAGGUCGGGACCCCACAGGGUCCUAUUCAGGUUUCCUGGAGCAAAAGUGACAAUGGGACUUUUGAGAUCCAUAUCGAAGCACCGGAGGAUUCAAGUGGCGUUGUUUGUGUGCCCACCACUGGAUUCAACAGUACUCGGGUCUUGAUGGAUGGGAAGCAAGUGAGACAGACAGCGAAUGCUUCAAUUCUUGGUCCAAUCGCAACUUCUGGUGAUGGGUAUGAGUUGGUUCAAACCGGUGGUGGCUCUCAUACUAUUGUGGUUGGAGUAUAG